Molecule: messenger RNA, 1189 nt
Organism: Quercus robur (English oak)
Lineage: Eukaryota; Viridiplantae; Streptophyta; Magnoliopsida; Fagales; Fagaceae
Product: RING-H2 finger protein ATL64
Exons: 1
Coding region: 100-954 (284 amino acids)
Biological process (GO): protein ubiquitination
Source: RefSeq, a predicted model, not a curated record
GCUCAAAAAAGGCAAAAACGAAACCCAUUUACUCGGCACACAGAUAUAUGCUAGGAACCUUCCUCGCCCCUUUCCUAAACCCCAAACCCCCCCCCAUAAAUGCAUGAUAAAAACCCCUUCUCCGGUCUCUCACUCUCACUCAUCCACUUUCAUCAAACACUCACAGACUCACUGACACACGCACUCACUUUCUCUCUCUCUCUCUCACUCUCUCUUAUGGAGGCCAACGCAAGCUAUGCUUUCAACGGAAAGAUCAUGCUAGCUACAGUGAUCACUUUCUUUGUUGUUGUAUUCAUCUUGAUAUGCUUUCAUACCUACCCUUGUUGCUACUUCAACAACAAUCACAACAGUCGCCGUCGCCGCCGUCGCCGCAGCCGCAGAGCCAGCCAGCUUUUCCUAGAAACUAUUACUAACUACACCAGCGCUGAUGAUUCUGUCUCAAAACACGGCCUUGACCCUUCAAUCCUCAAAGCCAUCCCUACUUUCACCUACUCCUCCAAAACCGACUCGCUAGAAUGUGCCGUGUGCUUGUCCGAGUUUGAAGAUGAUGACCAAGGCCGAGUCUUGCCCAAAUGUGAACAUACUUUUCACGUUGAGUGCAUUGAUACGUGGUUCCAGUCUCACUCUAGUUGCCCACUCUGUCGAGCUCCGGUUCAGGCCGAUAUUCCGGAGUCAAAACCCGAAAUUUUGGCCGAAACGAAGGGUGAACCUUCCGGUUCUUGUGCAGAACCGGGUCAGGUGGGAGCAUCUGAAAUGGGUUUCUCUGGUUUUUCGCAGCAGGUGAGUUUGGUGGCCUCCGGUGGCCAGAGAAAGCCAUUGGAGCUGGUGGGUAUAGUUGUGGAGGUACCUAGGCCGAGAUUGUUGGAUGAGAUGGGUUUGGGUUCGCCCGGUGGACACGGGCUGAAGAAUCCGGGUAAUCGGGUUAUAACUUUGAAGAGGAUCUGCAGUAUAUAAGUGUGAAUGCUCCGAAUCUCCUGAAUCGGAAAGUUAAGACCCGCAAUGGAAACUUGUUUCCUGUUAUAGUAGGAACACGUGGCAGUUCAUUUUGCAUGCGUGGCAAACGUAUACAAUGUUGAUCUUUUUUGAGGAAGUAUUCAAUUUGAUCUUGGAUGUUGGUCUUACCCUUGUGGGACUGGGGAAUGUAGAUACAGAUACUAAUUUAAUAUAGUUUUAUUGUGUAUUCCUCUAA